Molecule: messenger RNA, 4098 nt
Organism: Phytophthora infestans T30-4
Lineage: Eukaryota; Oomycota; Peronosporomycetes; Peronosporales; Peronosporaceae
Product: ATP-binding Cassette (ABC) Superfamily
Exons: 1
Coding region: 1-4098 (1365 amino acids)
Biological process (GO): transmembrane transport
Cellular component (GO): membrane
Molecular function (GO): ABC-type transporter activity; ATP binding; ATP hydrolysis activity
Source: RefSeq, a predicted model, not a curated record
AUGACUGACCAUAACGACGAAGAUUCCGGUACGCCCAUGCGCGCCGUGAUCGGAUACGACAAUGGUAAGUCGCUCAUGGCCAGAGGACCACAAGCCCUGCACGACCACGUCGCCUCCCAUAUGGAGAAGGCGAUGGGUAGAGCGCUUCCGCAGAUGGAGGUGCGUUUUAAGAACGUUUCCAUCACGGCCGACAUCAUGGUCAAGGACGAGUCGAACGCCAAGACAGAACUCCCUACCUUGAUCAAUGUGCUCAAGUCGAGCUACAACGAAAUCCGUUCCAGCAAACAUGUCGUCAAGAAGCAGGUUCUUAAGGAUAUCAACGGUGUCUUCAAGCCCGGUACCAUCACGCUUGUGCUUGGUCAGCCUGGGUCCGGCAAGUCAUCCCUGAUGAAGCUUUUGAGUGCGCGCUUUCCAAGCCAAAAGAACGUCACGGUGGAGGGUGAGGUCACGUACAACGGUAUGACGCUCGAUUCAUUGAGGAACCGUCUCCCUCAAUUCGUAUCCUAUGUGAACCAACGCGACAAGCACUACCCGUCUCUCAGUGUCAAGGAGACGCUCGAGUUUGCGCAUGCCUGUUGUGGUGGCGGCCUCCCAGCUCGUGACGAACAGCACUUCGCCAACGGUACACCCGAGGAGAACAAGGCCGCUCUGGAUGCCGCCAGAGCCAUGUUCAAGCACUACCCGGACAUUGUCAUCCAGCAGCUCGGACUCGACAACUGUCAAAACACCAUCGUUGGUGAUGCCAUGACCCGUGGUGUGUCUGGUGGAGAACGGAAGCGUGUGACGACGGGCGAGAUGGAGUUUGGCAACAAGUACGUGAGUUUGAUGGACGAAAUCAGCACGGGUCUGGACAGUGCCGCCACCUUCGACAUCAUCACCACGCAGUGCAGUAUCGCCAAGAAGCUCCGUAAGACGAUUGCGAUCUCGCUGCUGCAGCCGUCACCCGAGGUGUUCGAUCUGUUCGACGACGUGGUGAUCCUGAACGAAGGGCGAGUGAUGUAUCACGGUCCACGUGCUGAUGCAUUGAAGUACUUCGAGAACCUGGGCUUCAAGUGUCCUCCUCGUCGUGACGUUGCUGACUUCUUGUUAGACUUGGGUACCGACAAGCAGUCACAGUACGAGGUCAGCUCGAUUCCGUCUGGUAGUAUCCCGCGGACAGCCAGUGAGUAUGCGGACGUCUUCACUCGUUCGCAGAUCUACGGACGUAUGAUGGACGACCUCCACGGCCCGAUCCCCUCGAACUUGCUCGAAGAUAACGAAAAGCACAUGGCUGCUGUUCCAGAGUUCCAUCUUGGCUUCGUGGAGAGCACUAAAGACGUCGUUCAGCGUCAAUUAAAGCUCUUGUCACGUGACACUGCCUUCCUGGCUGGUAGAGCAGUCAUGGUCGUCUUGAUGGGUCUUCUGUACGCAAGUACCUUUUACCAGUUCGACGAGACGAACUCUCAACUGGUCAUGGGUAUCAUCUUCAACGCCGUCAUGUUCGUGGCGCUGGGUCAACAAGCUCAGAUCCCGACGUUCAUUGCAGCGCGUGCAGUGUUCUACAAGCAACGUCGCUCCAACUUUUUCCGCACGGCGUCGUUCGUGUUGUCAAACUCGGUUAGUCAGAUCCCCGUUGCUGCCAUUGAGAGUGCUGUGUUCGGUUCGAUCAUCUACUGGAUGUGUGGCUACGUGUCGACUAUCGAAGCUUACCUCGUGUUCGAGUUGAUGUUGUUCGUCACGAACCUGGCGUUCACCGCGUGGUUCUUCUUUCUGUCGUGCGCUUCGCCAGACUUGAACGUCGCGAACCCGUUGUCCAUGGUCUCCGUGCUACUUUUCGUCCUGUUUGCCGGUUUUACGAUCACGAAAGACCAAAUUCCGGACUACUUCAUCUGGUUGUACUGGCUCAACCCCAUGUCCUGGGGUGUCCGUGCGCUUGCUGUGAACCAGUACUCCGACUCGAAGUUCGACGUGUGUGUGUUCGAAGGUGUCGACUACUGCGCCAGCUUCAACAUGACGAUGGGCGAGUACUCAUUGACGACGUUCGAGGUGCCGACCGAGAAGUUCUGGCUCUGGUACGGUAUUGUCUUCAUGGCGGCUGCGUAUGUCCUCUUCAUGUUCAUGUCUUACUUUGCGCUGGAGUACCACCGCUUCGAGAGUCCUGAAAAUGUCACGCUCGACUCGGAGAACAAGAACACAGCGUCGGAUGAGUACGCUUUGAUGCGUACGCCUCGAGGAUCGCCUACUGAUGACGAGACUGUGGUGUCUGUACUUCCUGCGCGUGAAAAGCACUUUGUUCCGGUCACUGUUGCAUUCAAGGAUCUGUGGUACAGCGUUCCAGACCCGGCUAACCCCAAGGAAACCAUCGACCUGCUCAAGGGUAUCAGUGGAUAUGCUCUACCUGGCACCAUCACGGCACUUAUGGGCUCGUCGGGUGCCGGUAAGACAACGCUUAUGGACGUCAUCGCCGGACGUAAGACAGGAGGCAAGAUUGCCGGUCAGAUUCUGCUGAAUGGCUACCCUGCUACUGAUCUAGCUAUCCGUCGAUCGACGGGCUACUGCGAGCAGAUGGACAUCCACUCUGAGUCGGCUACCAUUCGUGAAGCGCUGACGUUCAGUGCCUUCCUGCGUCAGGGAGCCGAUGUGCCCGACAGCUUCAAGUAUGACUCGGUGAACGAGUGUUUGGAAUUGCUGGACUUGCACCCGAUCGCCGACCAGAUCAUCCGUGGCAGCUCCGUGGAGCAGAUGAAGCGAUUGACUAUUGGCGUGGAGCUGGCAGCUCAACCGAGUGUGUUGUUCCUGGACGAGCCGACGAGUGGACUGGACGCUCGCUCUGCUAAGCUCAUCAUGGACGGCGUCCGGAAGGUGGCGAACACGGGUCGUACCGUGCUGUGCACGAUCCACCAGCCGUCGACGGAGGUGUUUAGUGUGUUCGACAGUCUCCUACUACUGAAGCGUGGUGGCGAGACGGUGUUUGCCGGUGAACUUGGCAAGAACGCGUGUGAGAUGAUUGCGUACUUUGAGUCAAUCAAUGGUGUGACGCGACUAGAGGAAAACUACAACCCUGCGACGUGGAUGUUGGAGGUGAUCGGUGCCGGCGUGGGCAACAGCAAUGGCGACAAGACGGACUUCGUCAAGGUCUUCCAAGCCAGCAAACACUAUGAUUUCUUACAGUCGAACCUGGAUCGUGACGGUGUGACUCGGCCGUCGCCGGAUUUCCCUGAGCUGACGUACAGUGACAAGCGUGCUGCAACGGAGAUGACGCAAGCCAGAUUCCUUCUCCAGCGUUUCUUCCGCAUGUACUGGCGCACGGCGUCCUAUAACCUGACUCGCUUCUUCUUGGCGUUUGUGCUUGGCCUCCUGUUCGGUGUCACCUACGUCAGCGCGGAGUACACUUCGUACGCCGGUAUCAAUUCGGGUAUGGGAAUGCUCUUCUGCACGACUGGUUUUAUGGGCUUCAUCGCGUUCACCAGUGUCAUGCCUAUCGCUUCGGAGGACCGUUUGGCCUUUUACCGCGAACGCGCUUCUCAAACAUACAACGCAUUGUGGUACUUCGUGGGUUCGACGGUGGUGGAGAUCCCAUACGUCUGCUUUAGCACUCUACUCUUCAUGGCUCCGUACUACCCGAUGGUGGGCUUCACUGGUGUCAUGCCCUUCCUGGCCUACUGGGUCCACUUAUCACUGCACGUGUUGUGGCAAGCUUACUUCGGACAGCUCAUGUCGUACCUGAUGCCAACGGUGGAGGUCGCACAAGUGUUCGGUAUUCUUCUCGCGUCCAUUUUCUUCCUGUUCAACGGCUUCAACCCACCUGGAAGCCAGAUUCCUGGUGGUUACGAGUGGCUGUACCAAGCUUCUCCCCAGAAAUACUCGUUGGCUCUGGUGGCGGCUAUUGCGUUCGGUGACUGCCCCGAUGAGGGCGGCUCGGAGAUUGGUUGCCAGGUCAUGACGGGAGUGCCCCCGACCUUGUCUUCGGACCUGACGGUCAAGGCCUAUUUGGAGGAUGUAUUCCUCAUGAAACACAGCGAGAUCUGGAAGAAUUUUGGUAUUGUGCUGGGCAUCGUCGUGUUUACACGCGUCUUGGCACUUGUGGCAUUGCGCUUCGUGAACCACCAGAAGAAGUAG